UUGGUGCUAGUUAUUGGUGACUUUCAUAUUCCAUUGCGAAGUCAUGGUAUUCCCGCAAAAUUUCGUAAGCUUCUGGUUCCAAACAAAAUGCAACAUAUUCUUUGUACCGGAAAUAUGUGCACUAGGGAGAUUAUCGAUUAUCUUAGAUCUUUGGCCUCUGAUGUCCAUGUGGUUAGAGGUGAUUGCGAUGAUUUUGGCCUGGGCUAUCCCGAGACAAAAGUAUUGACAGUUGGCCAAUUUAAAAUUGGCUUAUGUCAUGGUCAUCAAAUAGUUCCAUGGGGUGAUAUUAAGCGAAUUGAAUUAUUGGCGAGAGAAUUAAACGUCGAUGUUAUGGUAACUGGACAUACUCACCAGUGUCGGACAUUCGAGCAUGAAGAUCGUUUUUUCAUUGAUCCAGGCUCUGUCACUGGCGCGUUUUCUCCAAUUCAGAGUGAAGUGGUACCUUCUUUUGGAUUACUUGAUGUUCAAUCUAAUACAAUUUUUGCCUAUAUUUAUCGGUUAAUUGAUGACCAGGUCAAAGUUGAGCGAAUGCAGUACCGCAAACAAUCUGCAUCUUAA
Molecule: messenger RNA, 558 nt
Organism: Dracunculus medinensis (Guinea worm)
Lineage: Eukaryota; Metazoa; Nematoda; Chromadorea; Rhabditida; Dracunculidae
Source: the annotation of a GenBank genome assembly